UAAUGGUUAGGGUGAAGGAGAUAAUUCUGUUCCUGUUAUUCCUGAAGAUCAGAAUAUGUUUACUGAGCCUAUUGCAACUGAGGCUGAAGAAGAUAACUCCAACGAUGUUGUUGGUGAACAACAAAAGGGACUACAAACUGAUCCUGUAAUGAAUGUAGUGGCUGAGUUGAAGGAGGGUACUCUUGAAGAACACAUGUAUGAGGACUGUCCCACUCCCACAGAUCUUUUGAUCUCCUUGAAUGAGGUGGGAGAUGACUCUGCUUUGACACCCCACGCUCCUUUUGCAAACUUGGAUUGGGACCUUGGUGAUGAAGUUGGAACCGGCGGUGUAGACAUGAUGGCCCUCGAAGAAGCUACUAUGAAAGAAGUGAGGAAGAGAAAGAGGUUGCCAUCAAAGUACAUUUGCAGCCCAUUCAUAGCUCCCGCCACAAAGAGGCCUAAGGUUGGAGGCACCAAUAACCGAGCUCUACCACAACU
Molecule: messenger RNA, 477 nt
Organism: Cuscuta epithymum
Lineage: Eukaryota; Viridiplantae; Streptophyta; Magnoliopsida; Solanales; Convolvulaceae
Source: the annotation of a GenBank genome assembly